Molecule: messenger RNA, 1900 nt
Organism: Sardina pilchardus (European sardine)
Lineage: Eukaryota; Metazoa; Chordata; Actinopteri; Clupeiformes; Clupeidae
Product: carboxylesterase 5A-like
Exons: 13
Coding region: 187-1851 (554 amino acids)
Source: RefSeq, a predicted model, not a curated record
GUCAAGUAAAGUUGUUAGAGUGUGCAUCAAAGAUCUCACUGAUCAGCUCGACCCCUAAUAGUCCACCUCUAAUUCUUAGGCUACUACUACUCUCCGCUACUGGAAAAGUACGGAGAUUCACUCAAUUUCCCAUAAGCAUUAACAUUUAUGUCCAUACAUUUGCGCACCGCCAUUCCAUAACGGACAAUGGCAACACCCUUGAUUCAGCUCAUUUUCGUGGCAAGUGUAAUUUAUUUAACUUCGUGUGCUUUGCAUGAUGGACCACUGAUCCACACCAAGCUGGGAGCCCUCAGAGGCGAGUACUUGCGAGUGAGGGGAAAGACGACUGUGGUUCACUCCUACCUGGGCGUGCCCUUUGCUAAGCCACCUGUGGGACCCCUCAGGCUGGCCUCACCCCAACCUGUGCAGGGAUGGGAGGGAGUCAGGGAUGCCACCAAGCAACCACUUAUGUGUCUACAGAAUCGACAGAUAUCUAUAGACUUCGCAGCAAUGCUUAGCAUGGUUAUGGAGCUUCCUGUAGUGUCUGAGGAUUGUCUCUAUCUGAAUGUCUACACUCCUGCCAAACCUGCUGAAGAUGCCAAGUUACCUGUGAUGGUGUGGAUCCAUGGAGGAGCGUUAAUCAUGGGCUCCGCCUCCUUUUAUGAUGGAUCUGUUCUGGCAGCCUAUCAGAACGUGGUGGUGGUGCUGAUCCAGUACAGGCUGGGAUUGAUGGGUUUUUUCAGCACUGGCGAUGAUAACGCCCCUGGAAACAUGGGUUUCUUGGACCAGGUGGCUGCACUGCGGUGGGUUCAGGAGAACAUCCAGAGCUUCGGAGGGGACCCCUCGUCUGUCACCAUAUUCGGGGAGUCCGCAGGAGCAAUGAGCGUCUCAAUGCAGGUCCUAUCACCAUUGAGCAAUGGCCUUUUCCACCGUGCAAUUACAGGGAGUGGGGCCGCCACAAUAGAAACCUUCGUUAGCCUAGAGCCUAUGAGAACAGCUAAGAUUGUGGCCAAUGCUAUGAAAUGUAAUGGCACCAAGCCACACCAGAUUGCUGACUGUGUGAUGAAGAUGUCGACAGAGGAUAUCUUAAAGGUUGCGGAGAUUAAGGGAUGGCUCUUUGGAGUGACUAAAGAUGGAAAUUUCAUGCCAAAACAUGUGAAGGACCUUUUUGAAUCUCAUGAGUUCAGCAAAGUCCCAUUAAUCAGUGGUGUGACCAAUGAUGAGUGUGGCUGGAUGGUGCCUUUUUUUAAUGCUCCACCUGGGUGGGUGGAGGGAAUGGAUCGUGAGAUAGCCAAAGAAGGUAUCAUCCACUUCUUCCCAAAAACAGAGGACUGGAUUAUUGACUUGAUUGUAGAUGAGUACUUGGGUAGUGGAGAGAAUCGGAUCAAAAACCGGGAUGGAUUUUUAGAGCUCUGUGGAGAUAUUCUCUUCAUCAUUCCUAUCAUCAAGCUAUCGAACUUUCACAGAGACUCUGGUGCACCGGUUUACAUGUACGAGUUACAACACCGUCCGAGCACAGUCUAUGACAGACGUCCAAGUUUCGUUAAAGUGGACCAUGGAGAUGACAUUGUGUAUGUCUUCGGGAGCUGCUUCAUGAAAAGCCAUGUCAAGAUUAACGCCACCUGCACGGAGGAGGAGGACGAGCUGUGUAGAAGAGUUAUGUCAUACUGGGGAAACUUUGCUCGCACUGGAUCUCCCAAUGGCCCUGGGUUGACCCACUGGCCGAUGUACGGUGCUGGGGAAGAGUACUUGGGGAUUAGCCUGAAGCAGCAGGUGGGAAGCCACCUGAGGGCCAGCCGCUUUACCUUCAUGACGGAGACUCUUCCCAAGAAGAUCCAGGAAAAGAAGCAGCAGCAAAGUCAUGAGCUGUAGAAGGACAGCGUCAGCUCCCUUCUCUUCACAUUAAACAAUACUUCCAUAA